Molecule: messenger RNA, 564 nt
Organism: Cladocopium goreaui
Lineage: Eukaryota; Dinophyceae; Suessiales; Symbiodiniaceae
Source: the annotation of a GenBank genome assembly
AUGCAAGGGGGAUCUUUCAACAGCGACCGAGAUUUAGAAGGAGACAAGCCAAUCUCCAAGUGGCGAGAAACGAGCAUGAGCCAAGAGGAAUUGCAGCAGCUGCUCCAAAAGCUACCGCCUCUGAAUGUGGAGACCAUGACGCGGGUGCUCAGAACAAUCUUUCUCUGGACUUCUUGGAUACAUGAAGAUGUCGGACAUGCGUGGGCCUCCUUCGUUUACAAUCCCAUUCACACACCUGGCUUUGUGCCAGAGGAUGGACGAGGAAUUCCCUCGCCGGCGCUCGUCUAUAGGGUGGCCAUGUUUCGGAACUUCGUGGCGUUGGAGAGGAAUAAGUUGGUGGAUCCCAUAGACAGCAAGAUGUUCUCCACCACCAUUUGCAACCCGGUGGUGGGGCCUUACUCCUGGACCUCCUGUCAGAACGAAGUGGAUGGAGUUCUCGCCAAUGCCUUCACAACUUUCCAGAAGAAACUCAGGCAGUUGGGGCAACAAGAAGUCUUCGCUGAGUUCGCGCAGCACGGUCUUUUCAGUCGGGUAGACGAUGUGGAAUCCUCCGCAUCGAGUUGA